AGAAUGACUGGCUCCCAGGACCCGCUGGUCUUCAAUUGCUCCGAGAUGCUCCAAGUGGCGAAUUCCCGAUUUCUACGUUCAGUUUUAUAUUUUAACCUGUUCUGCAGUGCCGUCGCCGUCUUCUAUCUAAUUCAUACGUGGCUAAGCAUUUGCCGCUACAAGUUGAUGCAUUUUAAUCUGAAAUUUCUAAUGAAAAUUCACUGCGCCGCGUUGCUGAUUCAUUGUGUGCCGAGAUUCUUCCUACACCUCUUCGACUUGUACUACUACUUUUUCGGCGUCGAUUGCUAUGACAUGCAACCGAGCUCCUUACGAUGCUUCAUCCUAAGAUUUCCCUACAUGUUCGGCCUGAUUCUGUCAAGUACCACAACGAUUUUUCUAAUGAUUGAGCGGGGAUUUGCCACAUAUUACAGUCAACAUUAUGAGCAUGGAUAUAAGUCGAUUGGAGUGAUUAUAGCUAUAUUUCAGCUCCUCUGCUCUCUUAUUCUAAUGGCUUCUGUAUUCCACGAGUACGAUUUUGAUGCUCCACACUACUAUUGCUCCAGCAUCUCUGUAAAGUUUCCGCUUUGGGUGAUAAUUCCAGAAGUCUUGAUUAUUGUUUUUCAAAUUGCCGCCAGAAUUGUUAAUCGGUGUUUGUUGGCGUUGAAUAAGAGAAUCCGUGCCCGAUCCGUCACCGCCACUCUAAGUAAUCGGUACCAGCUGGAGGCCAAUAUGCGGAAUAUUCGACUUCUUCAAUCUUUCACCUUGUGUGAUCUGAUUUUUGUGUUCACCUGCUUCACACUGUCCGCGCCCGUACAUUAUUACAGUAGUGAAAUGGAACGACCCACGUAUCAUGCUUUAGUCGAAGUUGUGAACUUUGUACCCCUCUACUCAGUUGUCAUGCCACUCUACCUAUGGGUAUUCCAGAAAAAACAUCGUGACACCGUAUCAAAUACACUGCAAGCGUCACUUACAACAUCAUCUGAUCACUAUUUUAAUGUUCUAAAUCAGCAAUUAAGUGUGAAAGAAGGCGAAAAACGACAACAGAGAAAACUACGAAAUCGGUGAUAAGAAAAUGUGAUAACCGGAAUUGGUUUUCGGAAAUUAGUUGAGAAACGUGAUUUUUCGAUUUUACUUCUUGGUUUUUCAUUGGAUCUCAUUUUGAAAACUUAUAACUGGUUUUUUGUUUUUUUUUUUGCUGUAAUCUUAGUUUAAAAAUUUGAAUAAAAAGUAAGAUUCGGAAAAUU
Messenger RNA from Caenorhabditis elegans, 1223 nucleotides. RefSeq names its product Serpentine Receptor, class AB (class A-like) (gene srab-12). The coding region runs from base 4 to 1044 and encodes 346 amino acids. The transcript is spliced from 7 exons. Gene Ontology annotation, cellular component: membrane. The record is from RefSeq and is marked reviewed. NCBI's taxonomy places the organism in Eukaryota, Metazoa, Nematoda, Chromadorea, Rhabditida, Rhabditidae.